CCGGUGAUGGCGGCCUCGUCAGCUUGUGUUUGAGAAGACAGCCCAAAGUUGUGUGAGCGACGCCCGCACACACCCUCACACACCCUCGCACACCCUCCACUUCACUCUGCCGGAGACGCUGCGGACUCACACCGGCUCUCCUCCCGCCUGCCGGCGCCUGCUUCCCCCCCCCCGGUGGUCUUUGUGAGCCCCCCCCCCCCGCAGUAAGUUAGCUUAGCAGGCUAGCAGGAUGUCGCUCUUCCAGUCUGCGCUCGAUUUCCUCGCCGGGCCCGGCUCUGUCGGAGCGGCCAGCCGGGACCAGAACGACUUUGUGGGGCAGCUGGUGGAGCUGGGCGACAUGAAGCUCCGGAUCAAGCGGGUGAUCGCCGAAGGCGGCUUUGCGUUUGUGUACGAAGCCCAGGACACAGGAAGUGGCAAAGACUACGCUCUGAAGCGACUCUUGUCCAACGAAGAUGAGAAGAGCAAGGAAAUCAUCCAAGAAGUUUGCUUUAUGAAAAAGCUAUCGGGACACCCCAACGUGGUCCAGUUCUGCUCGGCCGCCUCCAUCAGCAAGGAGGAGUCCGACACCGGACAGGCCGAGUUCCUGAUCCUCACUGAGCUGUGCAAAGGUCAGCUGGUGGACUUCCUGCGGCGAGUGGAGCAGCGGGCGCACGUGUCAUGUGACACCGUGCUGAAAGUCUUCUACCAGGCGUGCCGCGCCGUGCAGCACUUGCACAAGCAGAAGCCCGCCAUCAUACACCGAGACCUCAAGAUUGAGAACCUGUUGAUUAGCAACCAAGGCACCGUCAAGCUGUGCGACUUUGGCAGCGCCACCACGGUCUCGCAUUACCCGGACUACAGCUGGUCGGCACAGAGGCGCUCCAUGGUGGAGGACGAGAUCACGCGGAACACCACUCCUGCGUACCGGACUCCGGAAAUGAUUGACCUGUAUUCCAACUACCCCAUCAACGAGAAACAAGACAUCUGGGCCCUGGGCUGCAUCCUCUACCUGCUGUGUUUCAAGCAGCACCCUUUUGAGGAGGGCGCCAAGCUGCAAAUUGUCAACGGGAAGUACUCCAUCCCGCAGAACCACGCCAAGUACGCCGUGUAUCACGACCUCAUACGCUCCAUGUUGAAAGUGCACCCGGAGGAGCGUCUCUCAAUUACGGAGUUAGUCAACCAGCUCCAGGAAAUAGCAGCAGCACGCAACGUCAACCCCAAGUCCCCCAUCACGGAGCUGCUGGAGCAAAACGGAGGAUUCGGCAACAACGGAUCUCCGGCGCCUCCGCAGAUCCACGCUGUCCACGGCAACCCAGGCAUCUAUGAUCCAGAUCAGUCCGGCAGCGGCUUCCUGGACAUCCUCAAGGGAGGAACGGAACGCUUCCUGACCAACAUCAAGGACACCUCCUCCAAAGUUAUCCAGUCAGUCGCCAGCUACGCCAAAGGUGACCUGGACAUCUCCUACAUCACCUCCAGAAUAGCAGUCAUGUCGUUCCCGGCCGAGGGGGUGGAGUCUGCCAUAAAGAACAACAUCGAGGACGUGCGACUCUUCCUGGAUUCACGCCACGCUGGCCACUACGCCGUCUACAACCUCUCCAAGCGCUCCUACAGGUCGUCUCGCUUCCACAACAGGGUCUCUGAGUGCAACUGGCAGGUGCGCCGCUGCCCCAACCUGCGCAGUCUUUACAGCGUGUGCAAGAACAUGCAUCAGUGGCUCAAGCAGGACCAGAGGAACAUCUGCGUGGUCCACUGCCUGGACGGCAGAGCGGCGUCGGCGGUGGCCGUGUGCUCCUUCCUGUGCUUCUGUCGUCUCUUCACCACGGCCGAGGCGGCCGUCUACAUGUUCUCCAUGAAGCGAUGCCCGCCCGGCAUCGCCCCCUCGCACAAGAGGUACAUCGAGUACAUGUGUGACAUGAUGGCGGAGGAGCCCAUCAUCCCCCACUGCAAGCCCAUGGUCAUACGCUCCAUCGCCAUGACGCCCGUGCCCCUCUUCAACAAGCAGCGCAACGGCUGCCGGCCCUUCUGCGAGGUUUACGUCGGCGACGAGAGGGUCCUCACUACCUCACAGGAGUACGACAGGAUGAAGGAUUUUAAGAGCGAGGACGGAAGAGCCGAGAUCCCCUUGAAUGUGAGCGUCCAAGGAGACGUGCUGGUGGUCAUCUACCACGCCAGGUCCACGCUGGGAGGACGUCUGCAGGCCAAGAUGGCCUCCAUGAAAAUGUUUCAAAUCCAGUUCCACACAGGCUUUGUCCCCAGAAACGCCACCACUGUGAAGUUUGCCAAGUACGACCUGGACGCCUGUGACAUCCAGGAGAAGUAUCCGGACUUGUUCCAGGUCAACCUGGACAUCGAAGUGGAGCCCAGAGAGAGGCCCAGCGCCAAGACCCCGCCAUGGGACGGCUACCAGACCAAGGGCCUUAACCCCAAAAUCCUCUUCUCCUCUCGCGAUGAGCAGCAGGAGAUCCUCAGCAAGUUUGGUAAACCAGAACUGCCUCGUCAGCCGGGGUCCUCGGCCUUCUAUGACUCCAGUUUGCCACCGGAGCCUGCGCAGACCCCGGAAAGCUCUACCGCAACCGAAGCGGAAUCUUCUGAGAGCCCGGACGCCAACGCCAACAACUUCUUCCAGACUUUGGACUGGGAAGAUGUCGGCGCCCCCCAGGAGGCCUCGGAUAGUCAAGGAGGCGGAUCCGUGAACGACCAGGAAGAUCUGAGCGAUCAGUCAGAAGGAGAGUCCUACUCCUACUCUGCUCCCAGUGGGGGGGGUCUGUCACGGGACACCAGCGAGCCCCUGUUUGACGCAGACUUCCAGACUCCUUCCCCUGGAGCCGAGGACUCGCCCGCCAACGACACGGCCGAUCUCUUAGGUUUGAACUCUGACCCCGCGCCUCCUCAGGUGGGCCUGAAAGCCUCCUCCAGCCAAAGUGACCUCCUCAACGACCUGUUUGCGCCCCCGGCUGCAGUGCAGGAAGACUUGUUCUUUGGCGGAGAAGCCGGCGGCUCCAAACCCAUGAGCGACCUGUUUGACCCCUUCGGCAUGGGCUCCAGCUCCGGGGUGGGCUCCAGCGUGGGCUCCUCUCGGCAGGCCUCCGGCGCCGACCUGUUUGGGGACUUGUUAAGCUCGGACGGUUCCGCCGGCAGCAACUUCAGCGCAGCCCGGAGCAACCCCGCCCCCGUCUCCAACGCCAGCCUCUUCGACCUGGAUAAGUUGGUCAAGGACACUCCCAAGAUGACGUCGUCCGCCAGCCACCCUGACCUCCUGCGGGGGUGGGACAGCUGGGCGGCGAGCACGAGCACGUCCGCCAGCGUGAGCUCCACUGCCAGCAGGCCCGCCUACACCAGCACAGCUUCUAGUCUGGCGUCACUGUCAAAGGCCAAAUCUCAGACCUUUGAUCCUUUUGCUGACUUGGGAAACCUCGGCUCCAAACUAUCAAAUUCAACCAACAGUACCAUGUCCGGCACAAAAGUACCUUCGUCUUCCUCCUCCUCCUCUUCGUCCUCUGCCGCCAAGCCUCAAGCCCAGUCCUGGCAGGCCGGUAGAGCUGCUUCCAGUCAAAACAAACAAUGGCAGUCUGGGUCUGCGCCCAAGGAGGCGUCGGCCCCGCAGCCUUCCGGCGCGCAGACCGCCAAGCCCAACUACAACCUCAACUUCUCCAGCGUCAUCGGAGGCCGGGAGGAGCGAGGCGUUCGAACUGCGGGAUUUGGCCCCAAGCCCAAAGUAAAGGAGGAGGACUUCGGAGACUUGCUGUCCACUCAGGGUUUCUCCUCCAAGUUCGACAGAAAAGGGCCGAGGACCAUCGCUGAAAUGAGGAGGGAGGAGCUCACAAGAGAAAUGGAUCCUCUCAAAUUACAGAUCCUGGACUGGAUCGAGGGCAAGGAGAGGAACAUCCGAGCGCUGCUGUCCACGCUGCACACCGUGCUGUGGGAGGGCGAGACCCGCUGGAAGCCCGUGGGUAUGGCCGACCUGGUGACGCCCGAGCAGGUGAAGAAGUUCUACAGGAAGGCCGUGCUGGUGGUCCAUCCUGAUAAGGCGACGGAUCAGCCGUACGAGCAGUACGCCAAGAUGAUCUUCAUGGAACUGAACGACGCCUGGUCAGAGUUUGAGAACCAGGGAUCCAAAGCGCUCUUUUGAAAACCUCCACGCCCCGCCCCCCGCCGGUCCGGGUCGAGCCAGAUCCGGACCGGGUCGAGCUGGACCGGAUUUGGCCUUUUUUUGAAGAAAAAAAACCCCCACCCGAAACGGAUUUAUCCUGGGUCGGUUUGGACUGGACUGAGCCCACAUUGGGCCUUCUUUGUUCUUCUUGUCGUACCUUCGCCACCGGGUGGUGGUGCUGGUAGUGGUGGUCCGCACUCGCAAACCAGGAGUGACAAUCACAUGACCAACACUUCACUUCAAACUGUCAACAAAAACAGCGGAUUGUGUCGCUAACAAGCAAAAUGGAGACUUUGUGGCUGUCUAAGUAUUAUUAUAUUAUUAUUAUUAUUAUUAUUAUUAUUAUUAUUA
Molecule: messenger RNA, 4480 nt
Organism: Nerophis lumbriciformis (worm pipefish)
Lineage: Eukaryota; Metazoa; Chordata; Actinopteri; Syngnathiformes; Syngnathidae
Gene: gak
Product: cyclin G associated kinase
Biological process (GO): clathrin coat disassembly; protein phosphorylation; clathrin-dependent endocytosis
Cellular component (GO): intracellular membrane-bounded organelle; cytoplasm; vesicle
Molecular function (GO): ATP binding; clathrin binding; protein kinase activity
Source: RefSeq, a predicted model, not a curated record